AUGGCUGAGACCGAUUACAAGUUCGAGGGCUGGAUGGGGCUGGACUCCAGCUCCGUCGAGGGCAAGAUGGUCUGGCAAGAAUUCCAGCCCAAGACCUGGGAGGAGACCGAUAUCGACAUUAAAAUUUCCCACUGUGGUAUCUGUGGUUCUGAUUUGCACACCUUGCGCAGUGGCUGGAGACCCAGUCUUUAUCCAGUGUGCGUUGGCCAUGAGAUCGUUGGAACGGCAGUUCGCGUGGGAUCUAAAGUAACCAACGGGAUCAAGGUCGGUGACCGAGUCGGUGUUGGCGCGCAGAGUGACUCUUGCCUGGGCCGCCAGGGCGACUGCGAAGAAUGUGCGAUGGGAUGGGAGCAGUACUGUGGCAAGGGCAUCACCGGCACGUACAACAGCAAGUACCACAAUGGCGACAAGUCCUACGGUGGUUAUGCGACCUAUAACCGGGUGCCCUCUCACUUUGCCAUCAAGAUCCCCGACAGCAUCCCGUCGGCUGCCGCGGCACCCAUGUUGUGUGGUGGUGUGACUCUGUAUAGCCCGCUGAAGCACAACAACUGUGGUCCAGGCAAGCGCGUCGGCAUUAUCGGUGUCGGUGGUCUCGGCCACUUUGGUGUCCUGUUUGCCAAGGCCAUGGGAGCCGACAAGGUCGUGGCCAUCUCUCGCAAGACCGCCAAGAGCGAGGAUGCGAUCAAGAUGGGUGCGGAUCUGUACAUUGCCACAGACGACGAGCCUGACUGGGCCACCAAGCACGCUCGCUCCUUGGACUUGAUUGUGUGCACGGUUUCUUCCUCCAAGAUGCCAAUGGCCGAGUAUCUGGGUCUGCUGCGCACCAACGGUACUCUGGUGCAGGUUGGCCUGCCUGACGACGGAACCCUCUACGCACCUGUCCGCAAUCUGAUUCGCCGACUCAAGGUGGAGAGCUCCAUGGUCGGUAGCCCUGGCGAGAUUCGGGAGAUGUUCGAGCUGGUCGCUGAAAAGAGCAUUCAACCCUGGAUCGAGGAGGUAUCUAUGAAGGAAGCCAACAAGGCCAUUGUGGAUAUGGAGGAUGGCAAGGCCCGCUACCGCUACGUCUUGGUCAAUCAGUGA
Penicillium oxalicum is the source of this 1080-nucleotide messenger RNA. Its product is annotated as NAD(P)-dependent alcohol dehydrogenase. NCBI's taxonomy places the organism in Eukaryota, Fungi, Ascomycota, Eurotiomycetes, Eurotiales, Aspergillaceae. The record is from RefSeq and is a predicted model, not a curated record. Gene Ontology annotation, molecular function: alcohol dehydrogenase (NADP+) activity; zinc ion binding. The transcript has 3 exons. The coding region runs from base 1 to 1080 and encodes 359 amino acids. Gene Ontology annotation, biological process: alcohol metabolic process.